Molecule: messenger RNA, 1401 nt
Organism: Jatropha curcas
Lineage: Eukaryota; Viridiplantae; Streptophyta; Magnoliopsida; Malpighiales; Euphorbiaceae
Source: RefSeq, a predicted model, not a curated record
UUAAAAGUUAGGCAAGCACAUAUACCAAACCCUCUCUCUAUUUCUAAUGGGAAUAAUACAUUUAACCCCUUUGCUUAUUAAUAUUACCAUACCAUGCACAUGCUUCCCUAUCUACACACUGCUACCAACUCUGAUUUUAUGAUCUGUACUCAUUUGUUUUGUCUAUCUCGUAUUACCCUGAAUCCAAUAAUUACGAUUUUAUCACAACUUUAAUUAUUUCAUUCUCUCUCUGUAUAUAUAUAUUGGCCUUGAUUUCUCAGUAUUAGAGAUACGUAUGGAAAGCAAAAGCAUCGAAUGCCGAGAUCCAGAGUUAGAAGAGAGUUUCUCAUUUUCCACCUGCUACGACUUCAAUUCCUCUUCUUCUUCUCUUGCUAUUUUCUCCGAUAACGAUGACGAUUAUAUUGAAAUAGCACUUCAACCACCGGAUCUCCACCUAAAUAAUGGUGCCGACGACGAGGAAAUGGAGCUGCGCAUUUCGUUUUCGACAUCCUGCGUUCCUCUUUCCGACGAAACGAAAACGACGAUGGAAUUGUAUGAGUCGACUGUGACUUCUUGUAAAUCGUCUUUGUCGUCGUCGUCGUCGUCUUCCUCAUCGUCGACGUUCACUUUCAGCUCAUCAUCGGCGGAGAGUCAACGGAAGUCGCCGGAAAAGUAUUCCAAGCCUAUUGAAAGUAAGGAUGUUAACCGCUUCGUCAAUAAAUUCAUUUCCAGUCUCAAGGUAUCGGCGUCGGAAUUUGAUGUUGGAAAUGGCCGUUCAACGGACACUAGUCACUCGGAGCUCGUACCAAGCAGCAGUGACAGGAGAAAAGCAUCAAAGCUAACAACAACGAAAACAAGCAACAGCUUCGUGAUGAAAUUUUUUAUAAAAUUUCGAACCUUAAAGCUCAAGACAUUACUAGCAUCAUUUCUGACAGCCUCGCAAGACAAGGGAAAAUUAUGUGAAGAAAAUUUCUUGACAUAUAAUACCAGAACCCUAACCAAGUCAUCGGAGAAAGAAUCGUCAACGGAAAAUAUCAAGCAAGGAGAUAAAAAAUCCAAACUCUUAGAAUUGAACUUCGAUGCAAUUAGAGGAGUAUUAUUAGAAGCCAUGAGUAUUACAACAAGCCUUGGUCGUAGAGAUAGAAGAAGCACAAAGAGUUGCCCUGUUUCUAGCAAGUCCUCUCCAAUUCACCAAACAUUUCUCCAUGAUAAUUUUAAAGUCUCUACUGCUGAUAACUCUGUUCAAGCUGCUAUUGCUCAUUGUAAAAGAUCAUUUGGUCCAAAUAUUUGAUAUUAUUUAUUUUUUUACCUCACAUUCAUCCUUUUCGAGCAGAAUUCAUAAUGAUUAAUAUAUUAGUAAUAGAUGAGAUAUGAAAGUAAUAAGAUUGAAAGAGGUAGUGAAUGAAAAUGCUAUUUUGUAAA